CGCACCUGCUGCGUGCUUAGGAUUCUCAACAUGGACUAAUACCCCAGAGGCACUAAAUGUACCUGCUGAAAAGUCACGUAACUCGGGCGAAACAAAGCAACCUGGACAGUGUUGGCGUGACACAUUUUGGAGCUGUGGAGGUGAUGUGUGACUCAUUCCUGCGUCGUGUCGGAUAAACGGGCGAUUCACACUUUCAAAGCAGCAAAUCAAACGUACUUCUGAAAAAAAAAGGUCAUACUGAAUGGGAUUUUUUUUUUGUUCUUGAUUUAUAUUCCGACAUCGUUUUCCUUGGAGUAUUAUAAGCGUCCUUCAUGCUGACGGAAACUUGCAUGUCUACAGAUGUAAUUUAGUUGUUGGGAGCCAAUUGGUUGGAGACUGCAACCUGGGCAUCUUCGCGACACGGUAAAGUCCUCCUCGUUGCUUACCUGAAAAAUUAAAUGUUCUUAGAGACUCCUUUUCUUGUACGAGUUAUUUUACUAAAAUUCGCGGCUAACUUUCCCGUGCUCCUCCACAUGGACGGAUUAUAUAUUUGGGUGGUUUAAAAUCUCAGUGGAAGCCCGCGACAUCGUGUCAGACAUUGAGGAGAAAGGAUUCUAAAGAAGGCGUCAACCCCAUUUCACCCAGGACUUUGCAUCUGCCAGAGCCGAUGGCAUCCUCCGCGCCUUCAUCCUCCGGUGCCGGUCCAGAUCCCAACUCAACGAGUUUGCGGCCGGGAGACAGAAAUACAACCUAUGACACUUGGUGCGGAGUUGCUCAUGGCUGCACAAGAAAACUUGGUCUGAAAAUCUGCGGUUUUUUGCAAAGGACGAACAGCAUCGAGGAUAAAGGCAGGACAGCGAGCUCACUGAAGGAUCGGCAGUCCUCGAAGAACGUGAACACCAGUGAAAACAGCGACAGGAGCUCGUUAUUCAGGCGCGCGGAAACGGACUUUUCUAAUCUCUACGCCAGAGACUUGCUGCCAGCCAAAAAUGGGGAAGAACAAACCACACAAUUCCUUCUGGAAGUGGUCGACAUUCUUCUCAAUUAUAUUAAGAAAACUUUCGAUAGGUCCACUAAAGUGCUGGACUUCCACCACCCACAUCAGCUAUUGGAGGGAAUAGAAGGUUUUAACCUGGAACUCUCGGACAACCCUGAAUCUCUGGAGCAGAUACUGGUUGACUGCAGGGACACACUAAAAUAUGGCGUUAGGACAGGGCACCCUCGGUUCUUCAAUCAGCUUUCUUCUGGUCUUGACAUUAUCGGUUUGGCCGGGGAAUGGCUUACAUCAACAGCUAAUACCAACAUGUUCACGUAUGAAAUAGCACCAGUGUUUGUCCUCAUGGAACAAAUUACACUGAAGAAAAUGCGAGAGAUAAUUGGUUGGCCCAACGGCGACGGUGAUGGAAUUUUUUCACCUGGAGGAGCUAUAUCAAACAUGUACAGUAUAAUGGCUGCACGCUAUCAGUAUUUCCCAGAUGUUAAAUCUAAAGGGAUGACUGCAGUUCCUAAACUGGUCCUGUUUACUUCAGAAAAUAGUCAUUACUCGAUAAAGAAAGCAGGGGCUGCACUUGGUUUUGGUACAGACCAUGUGAUUUUAUUGAAAUGUGAUGAAAGGGGGAAAAUAAUGCCAGCUGAUCUGGAAACAAAAAUUAUUGAAACUAAGCAAAAGGGAUAUAUUCCAAUUUACGUCAAUGCAACAGCUGGAAAUACAGUCUAUGGUGCAUUUGAUCCCAUUGAAGAAAUUGCAGAUGUUUGCGCUAAGUACAAUCUUUGGCUCCAUGUUGAUGCUGCAUGGGGAGGUGGACUUCUGAUGUCCAGAAAACAUCGCCAUAAACUGAAUGGGAUUGAAAGGGCCAAUUCAGUCACUUGGAAUCCCCACAAGAUGAUGGGAGUUCUGUUGCAGUGUUCUGCUAUCCUUGUCCGAGAAAAGGGCAUUCUCCAAGGUUGUAAUCAGAUGUGUGCAGGGUACCUAUUCCAGCAGGAUAAACAGUACGAUGUGUCCUACGAUACAGGAGACAAAGCAAUACAGUGCGGCCGUCAUGUGGACAUCUUCAAGUUUUGGCUAAUGUGGAAAGCUAAGGGAACAGUGGGAUUUGAAAACCAAAUUAAUAAAUGCUUGGAUCUGGCAAUGUACCUCUAUAACAAGAUAAGAAAGAGGGAAGGAUAUGAAAUGGUAUUCGAUGCAGAGCCGGAGCACACAAAUGUUUGCUUCUGGUACAUUCCACCAAGUAUUCGCGAAAUGCCAGAUUGCGAAGAGAGAAAGGAAAAGCUUCGCAAGGUUGCUCCAAAAAUAAAAGCACAGAUGAUGGAAUGUGGCACCACAAUGGUUGGAUAUCAGCCUCAAGGAGAUAAAACUAACUUCUUCCGCAUGGUCAUUUCAAACCCAGCUGUAACGAUAUCUGACAUUGACUUCCUGAUUGAGGAGAUUGAACGACUGGGAAGUGAUUUGUAAUUGGUUACAUUGGUUCUGUUUGCUAUUACUAAGCAAUGUUUUAUUUUGAAACUGAUUAAUGUACAAUUAAUGUGUUAUUUAAAGAUCUGUGCAACACAUUUUAGUACUGUCAGGCAGUAUGCAAAUCUAUUCUUUAGCCAAUGAUUAUUUAUUAGAAGUAAUUAUUUAACCGAUACAAAAUCUAAAUACAUAUUGUUCCUACAUGUGAGCCUCCAUGUGUAUGUUCCUUUGAAAGAGCUCAGCAUUCUAAACUGUGAGUACUGUGGAAAAUGUGCAGUGAAUCUAACCCUUAGAGGUAAAAUGUAACUCUAUCAUAGUAGACUUACCUAGACUGUGCAGAACCUUUUCGUAGCUACACUGUGUCAGGUGCUUUUUGUCAUAAUGUAAAAUUAUGGAGUGUAAAGCACCAAAUUUUAUUCUAGAUGCAUUAUUUGUGAUUUUGGGGUAAGAGUUGCAUAAAUACUGUAACGGAUGGAAACUAAAUGUCUUUUUAGAAAAAAAAUAUUAAUUUUGUGUAGAUUGUGUAUACAAAUGUCAACUGAUUUUUGUGAAAAGGAAUAAGUGUAAUAGUUUUACAGUAACAAAACUGUUUAAAUCUGUAGGUAUAUACCAAAAUAUUUGCUUAUUUAUAUCCAGAAAUUUACUGUCUUACAGAGGUGUCUAGUAUUUUCUUCCAUUUGUAUGUACUGUAUCUUUAUUUAUAUAUGAUAUCAAAGUUCUAAAUAAUGUUUAUGGUAUUUUAGUGUAUAUGUGAGCCAAAGAAUACAGCAAAAUAAUGGUGAUAAUAGUAUUUCUAUUUAGUGUGGCAAUUGUGCAGCCUUUAAAGUAAUGUGGAAUAUAUAGCUGCACCUGCUGAACACAUAAAGUAUUAUAUGAAAUUGAAAACUAUCUUAAAUGUACUGUAGUUUGUGACUUUAUUCACAAGUUGGUACGUGAAUUUUCAGAUAUGGUGACUAGAUAUGUUUUGACUAUUGUUAAUCUGUUUGGUGUAGAGCUUUUUCAUAAGGCAGAGUCCAAGUGUAGAAAGCAAGUUUGUAUUUGUAGUUCAACAAACACCUAAAACACAAGAAUGGAAGAAGCAAAAGGGCGGUAUCAUAAAUCAUUGUCCCUAAUCCGUUCUACGAAAUGAAGAGAGUAAUCAUGCUAUUAUUUUAGAGACCAAUUUUAAUAUUUUAAUGUUAAUAAGUUUGGAUUUGUACAAAUAAGGCACAAUUCAUGCUUUUAUUACUGUUGAAGUUUACCCAAGCUUGUCAUUUGUUAUAUUUGUUAAAGAACAGAAUUCUUGAUAAUUUCAAUGAGUAUUUAAAAUUAAUUUGGUUUGGAAUAGUUUUGGUUAAUCUAAACCAAAUCACCAAACUGUAGCUAGUUUUUAAUCCCUGAGAGCUAUACUUUUCAAUUCAGAAGUUAAAACGUUUUUUGAGAGUGUUAUCUAUGUACAAUUCUCCCGACAAUGGUGUAGAAUAAAGAAUAAAGUGGGAAAAUGUUGUCAAA
This is a messenger RNA of Leucoraja erinaceus (little skate), 3922 nucleotides long. Its product is annotated as glutamate decarboxylase 1. Gene Ontology annotation, cellular component: cytoplasm; presynaptic active zone. The record is from RefSeq and is a predicted model, not a curated record. Gene Ontology annotation, molecular function: pyridoxal phosphate binding; glutamate decarboxylase activity. The transcript has 17 exons. Gene Ontology annotation, biological process: GABA biosynthetic process. Bases 647 to 2431 code for a protein of 594 amino acids. NCBI's taxonomy places the organism in Eukaryota, Metazoa, Chordata, Chondrichthyes, Rajiformes, Rajidae.